UGCAGACAAAGUAUGUGCCGUUUCGCAGUAUGAUGGUGAAAACAAAGACGAUUCAGUAAUCUACUUUCGAUUGAACAGAUCCACUUUCGAUCCCUCACAUCUGAAUUCUACUUUGUCACUACCAUCAUGCCUAUACCUGCCACCUUCCACAAUGGCAAGAAGACGUUCACGGUUCUAGAGAACAAUCCCGAGGUCAUGAAUGCGCUAGCUAAGAAGCUUGGUCUUUCCCCCGAUCUCGCAUUCUACGAUGUCUACUCUCUUACUGACCCAGGUCUUUGGUCCAUGAUCCCCCGUCCAGUCCAUGCUCUCCUGGUCAUCUUCCCGCUCACUCCUUCCUGGAACACAUCUCGUCUAAUUGAGGACAGCCCAUUACCUGUCUACAAGGGCUUUGGCCGGGACGAGCCCGUGAUCUGGUUCAAGCAAACGAUUGGACACGCCUGCGGUUCUAUCGGGCUUCUUCACUGUCUUAUCAACGGGCCUACGAAAGAGUUCAUUUUACCAGGUACGACGUUGUCUCGACUGCGGGAUCAGGCUCUUCCACUAAAGACGGAAGAACGGGCGAAGGUACUGUAUGAUGACAAAGAGUUCGAGGAUGCGCAUCAGAGUGUUGCAGAAAUGGGUGACACGGCUGCACCCAGUGCUUCAGAGGGGGAAAGAUUGGGACAGCAUUUCGUGGCGUUUGUGAAAGGGGACGAUGGUCAUUUGUGGGAGUUGGAAGGCAGCAGAAAAGGGCCGCUCGAUCGAGGCUUGUUAGCCGACGACGAGGAUGUGUUGAGCGAGAAUGGGAUCGCAAAGGGUAUAGGUAAAGUGAUCAGGAUGGAAGAAGAAGCUGGCGGCGGCGACUUGAGGUUUAGCUGUAUUGCGCUUGCAAAGGCAUACUAACGGAAUAUGAGAAUAUUGGGAUGCAUUUGUGGUAAGGGAGCCUAUCACGGCGCCGGCGAUUCUAUUCCCAGAACGGACAUGGCAAGGGUGAAGCCCCCGGCUGGAUCCUGUUCCUUGACUUUACCAUACGUCGAACCAAUCAAAUGCAAAUUUUCAUACCAAACUAAUCUCACCUUACUAAAUGCAUCGCCCCCACGGGACUUGGGCGAGUUCAAUUUAUGAUAGCAUAGCAAGCCGCUGUCCCAUCGAAUCAACAAUUGGUUUCGCGACUUUAAUAGAUGAUAUCUUGCAGCUUUUCAAUGGACUUGACCAAAACCAUGUCAUUGUUGAUCUUCAAACUAUGUCACCAUUCGUCUUGCAUCUGAUUUAUAAGGCUGCAGCUAUUUUGACUUCUAGAAUACAAUCAGAAGUUGAACCAGAAUCAAUGUUACGAAAAUUAAGAACACUGCGGGAGAUUUUGAAGUUGAUGAGUCGGGGAUGGCUUGCCGGGGGUAAAGUAGCUGAACUGGGAUGGAAAUUGUAUUAACACUGACUUCUUAUAAAACGGUAACUUCAAAUACUAGAUGAAAAUACAACACUAAAGAUGCUGAAGGCAACUAAUAAAGCAUGAUGGCAGCCCAGAUGGAGAUGGACUACGAUAGUAUGGAGUACGUUGAAUAGCAG
Messenger RNA from Botrytis deweyae, 1545 nucleotides. RefSeq lists its product as uncharacterized. The record is from RefSeq and is a predicted model, not a curated record. NCBI's taxonomy places the organism in Eukaryota, Fungi, Ascomycota, Leotiomycetes, Helotiales, Sclerotiniaceae. Bases 127 to 882 code for a protein of 251 amino acids. Gene Ontology annotation, cellular component: cytoplasm. Gene Ontology annotation, molecular function: cysteine-type deubiquitinase activity. The transcript has 3 exons. Gene Ontology annotation, biological process: ubiquitin-dependent protein catabolic process; protein deubiquitination.